Molecule: messenger RNA, 4851 nt
Organism: Parasteatoda tepidariorum (common house spider)
Lineage: Eukaryota; Metazoa; Arthropoda; Arachnida; Araneae; Theridiidae
Gene: Ehbp1
Product: Eps15 homology domain containing protein-binding protein 1
Molecular function (GO): protein binding
Source: RefSeq, a predicted model, not a curated record
ACGAAAACUUUUAUUAUAUUAAUAUAUUAGCACUUUUUUUUAUUUUAACUAUUAAAAAUAAUUAUCAAACAAACACAGUAAAGCGAUGUGAUGUUUGUGCCGUCGUGACUAUAUGCUGUGGUUUUUACUUAUGUCUGUCUUUAACUUAAUGAACGGAAUCUAGAGUUUGAUAGUCAAAAAAAAAUUUUAAUGAUUAAUAACUUUUUUUUCGGUGGAUAUACGGUAUGCAUGGGUUGAUAUUUCAAUGAUAUUUUUCUUGGGGUCCAAUUUUUGUCCAAUAUUUAUAUUUAAAAGUUCCAAAAUGAGUUCUGUAUGGCAAAGAUUGAAACGUGUGAAUAAAAAGGCUUCAAAAUUUAACUUUAUUGCAUCAUUUCAAGAGGUUAUAGUUGAAACUGCUUCAAAUUGGUCUCCCUCUCAAUUGUGUGUAGUUUGGACUAGAAAAAGCCGCAGACACGCGACUGCUGCACUUCAAUGGGAACCAAUGCUCUCUAAUCCUUGUAAAGGUUCAAUUGUGUGGCCUAUUCCUGAAAACAAAACUGUCACUGUCACAUUGUUUUCUGACCAAAGAAGUGGUGAAUUUGAGGAUAAAAAUUGGACUUUUAUACUUGAAGAUGUAUCUAAACCAGGCCGAUCACUAGCAUCAGCCAAAAUAAACAUGGCACUGUAUGCAAAUGUAUUUCCACAGCCAAUUAAAGUUAAAUUGAAGCCUACAUCAAAAGUUGUUAUUGAAGCAGUUUUAAAACUCACAAUAUCCUCUGAAUUUAUUAAAGAAGGCCGUGCAACUGAUGAAGACAUGAUAAGUUUGGCUAGUUUAAUGAAUGAAAGCACUUGUUCAAUUGACGUUGGAAAUCUCAGUGAUUUUAAUAAAGAAGAAGAGACUACUCUUGAAAUAGUUAAUCUUGUUUCACAAUUGGAAUUAUUAACUCAAGGAACAGACAUCAAAAAUGAAUUAACUUCUGAAAUUGAUGAUCAAACUGUGAUUGAUGAACAAAGUGCUCUUAACUUUCCUCCGAAUGAUAAUGCACAGCUAAUUAUUGAAGAACCUCAAACAGAACCUAUAAGGACUCAUUGUGACGAAGUUAAUGAUCUUUUGGCUUGGUGUAAAAGUGUUACAAAAGACUAUAAUGGAAUCAUCAUAACAAAUUUCACUACUUCUUGGAGAAACGGCCUAGCAUUUUGUGCUGUGAUCCAUCACUUUGCACCAGCAUUGAUUGAUUUUGAAUCUUUGAAUCCUCAUAAUAUUAAAGAAAAUUGUGAAAAGGCUUUCAAUGCUGCUGCAUCUCUUGGUAUUCCUAACGUAAUCAAUCCGGGUGAUAUGGUCGCAUUAGCUGUACCAGAUAAGUUGUCAGUUAUGACUUAUUUAUACCAAAUGAAGGCUUAUUUUACUACUUCAAAGGAUUUUCCAUCAACAUAUAAAAAAUUGAGUGCAAAUCUAAUGUUACAAGUGAAAGAUGCUGAAGAAAAUAAAGAAUUAAUACCUCUAUAUGGUUCCAAAGAAAAACUGAAUACAAAUCUAAAAUUAAAAGUGAAAAAUUUUGAAAAAAAUAACGAAUCAAUUUCUUUACAUGGUGCCAAAGAAAAAAUAAACAUAAAUGAAAUGUUAGAAGUGAAAGAUGCUAAAGAAAAUAAAGAAUCUCUUCCAUUUCAUGGAUCCAUAGAAAAACUAAAUACAGACAUAAUGUUAAAUGUAAAAGAUACUAACAAAAAUAAAGAAUCUGUUCCAUUUUAUGGUUCCAAAGAAAAACUUAAUAAAAAUCUAAUGUUAUCCUUAGAAAUGAAAAAUGUGAAGGAAAAUAAAGACUUAACUCCUUUAUAUGUUUCCAAAAAUAAAAAGAAACGGGGGUGGUCAUUACCUAUCCCAAAUUUCAUGUCUAACAAUACAUUAAAAAAUAUUCAUAUUUUUGAAAAGCCAAAUGUAAAACCCAUUAAUUCGAAUAUAGUACCAGCAGAAUGUAAUAGUAAAAUUGCUAAUGUAAAACCUGUGCCAAUAUUAAUGACCAGAAAACAGCUUUUAAAUCCAUUUGAUUCUUCUGAUAGUGACGAAGAUGAGGAAUCUUUAGCACUAAAAUCCUCUGCCAAACAAUUUACAAAUGAAUCUGUUGAUAAUUUAGAACCUAUAAUUGCUGAUGAAAUUGUUGACAUAGAGAAAACAGAAAGUUUAGUUAAAACUAAUUUAUCAGAUGACGAAGUUCCACAAAUUCUGGAUCUUUCACCAUCUAAGGAAUUUUCUCAAAAAAACUACUUCAAUGAAGCUAAGGAUUCUCAGAAAGAAGUUUCAAAAGAAAGGGUCAAGUCUUUUCUAGAAAUGACUAGAAAUGAUGUAUUGGCAAACAAUAGUAAUAAGGUGGAACAUGCAAGGCAUUUGAUGUUAAAGGCAAAAGCACGAAAAUUAAUAGAAGAUGCACGUAAGGGCAUCGCACCUGACUUAAAUGCCCUUGAUGCAUCAUUCAUAGCUCCACAAGAUCUACCUGAAACAAUGAACUGUUUUAUUGAUAAUAAUCAAUUGCUAUCCGACAAUACUGAUAGUAAAGAAUCAUGUCUGGACUACAGAAAAAUUUUACAAGAAACAAAAAAUGAAAACCUUAGGCAUGAGGUUGACGCAGGCUAUUACAUUGAUGAAGAAAUAAAAGCAAUUGAAGAUAAACAUAAGAGUUUGGACAAAAUAGCAUCAGAAAUUGAAAAAAAUGUUCGAGCUGCUAUGAAAGAUAACAAAGAUGUUUUAGAAGAUCAACUUUUAAAAAUGUGGUUUACAUCAAUCAAUGAAAAAAAUUCUCUUUUGCGUCGUCAAACUCAACUACAAAUUCAAAAAAAAGAAUAUGAAUUGCAGAAACGCUGUGAAUUUUUAACUGAAGAACUAAGAAGAUUGACUUCUAAAAGUGAUAAACAAAAAUCUCAUACACAAAAGGCCCGUGAACAAUUUUUAAUGGAACAGUUAUUGAUACUCAUUAAUGAGCGAGAUGAACUUGUUCAUGAUUUGCAUUUACAAGAACAAGGGAUUGAUGAUGAUCAAGAAGCAGCUGCUGGUACACGUGUUGCAAACCUUCGUUUAGAGGCUUCUCAACAUCGACUUUGUAUUCUUCAGUGAAUUUAUUAUAUAUUCAUUUACUCUUUUUAUAUUUUCUUUAUAUAUAUAUAUACACACGCAAAUAAACAUAAAUAUUGACUAUAAAAUUCUUGUAUUAAUAAUGUCAACAAUCAUCCUGUGUUGAAAUAUAUCUGUUUGUAUAGUGUUCGCUACCUAAUAGAGACUAUAAGAAAUUAAUUUCACUUAACUAAAAUUUGUUUUUCUGCCUCUUCAUCUAGCCAUCUUAAAUCUGAAGUUGAAUUUAAAUUAGAAAAUUUUUGUAUUUUUAAGUAUCAUAGACAUUGAAAUUAUUAGCUAAAGAGUGACCAAUGUUAAAUUAAUUAGAAUUAGUUUAUUUUCCUUUGCACUUAAUAUGAUUGGGAAAUUUUUUCAUUUAAAUCUUUAACCUAACGUUAUUAUACUAGCAAAACAAAAUCGUUUUGUUUCAGCCUACAGUUAUAUAUAUCUCUGUUUCAAUAAUAUUGAGGGGAACACCUAUUGAAAUCAAACCAAAAAGGUCUUUUAGGUCUAUAGCCAUGGAAUUGGGUAUAAACCAAAAACUUCUCCAUAGAAAAGGAUUUGCUUUGUGUAAAGUUAAAAUAACUACACCCUAAUAGCUUCUUUUUCUGUAGCUCUACAGCCUGUUGCAGGCCAAAGUUGUCUCCAAAAGUUUCUUCUGUCAGGAAUCAUGGUAAAAAAAAGAAAGGUUGAAAAAGAUGAUCAGAUUUUCAUGAAGUAAGGGCCAAUGUAAGUGAGUCAAAAGGAUCAUAUUGAAUAUGCUAAUUUAAUUAGUGCAGACAAUAUUUUUAGUUGUGAAAUUGGGUGCAAAAUAUGGACUUAGUCUGAAAAAGCAUACCUUUCUUUUAAAAAAUUAAGAUUUUUGUUUAUCAAAAUAUUGGAGGGUAGUCACAAUCUGGAUAAUAUGGUCACAAUAGUUUAAUCAGGAGACGAAAAUUUUGGUCUCUUAAUAUUAGUUCAAUUUUUGCAUAUUUCACCAUAUCUUAGGAAGAUUUCAAGCGAAUCAAAAAAUUUUGCAUACCAUUGUAAAAUUCGUUUAUCCAAAGAUAAUUCCAGGUGAAAAAUAAUUUUUUGUAAGAAUUUGUAAUUGUCCUGAUACAAAUUUUUCUGUCCUUAGUUGUCUUGAUUUUUAACAGUUUCAGCUAAUAUUCUGUUUUUUCUUUUUGUUUGUUUCAGGGCAUACAAUUUUAAUGAACAUGUAAUUUUAAAGGAACUAUUUGAAUUUUUUUAACUUUCUUGCAUUAGAAAAAAAAUACGUUAAACUAAACCUAUCAACCAGUAUUCAAAAAGUGAAGUCCAAAAUGUGUUUCAAUUGAAAAGGAGUAAGCGUAAGAAACAGAACCCCUCUUUAGCGUUCCAGUUUCUUCAGAGAAACAAAUUAUUGCUGAAUCAGUAUUGGAACAAAUAUUUUAAUUAAACCCACCCUUUUUACAGAAGUGUUUACAAUACUUAUCAUUUUAUACCGUCUGACAGUAACAGGCACUUGACCCCAAAGUCAUGCACAGCAGGUGUCUCGCACAUAGGUAUUCAGGAAGAGUAAAGUUUUAAAGGAAAUGAAAGCACUUUUACACAUUACAGUUUCAUUUUUUUUACUAAUAUAGGAGCCUCACUAUGCACCUGCUGAACUCCAAAAUAUGCCUGAUAUGAAAGUUAAGUACUGCUGUGAGUAUUGUAUUGUAAAUUUUUACCUGUUAUAAAUGAACUAUUAUUUUGUACCUAAAAUGAUAUGUGAUUAUUAAAGUUGCUUAAGGGGCUUUUCUUUUACUUGC